AUGCUAUGCAGUGCGUGCAUCAACGUGUUCCGGGAGCCGGAUGACACCAAGACCAACACCAACACUGUCAACACCAUCGACACUAUUGAUCGCGGCAGACAGAAUGAAUACCUCGCCCCUGGAAACAGACGAGAGGCUCGCUCAGUCUCAGUCUCAGCCUCACGAUCACCGUCCCCGUCCCCUGAAUCGCCAUUCUACAAGGCCACCCACCACAACCUCCCGCGGUUGAAAAAGUCCGCCCUCGAUGGCUGCCACCUCUGCAUGUUACUCUGGGCCGCCGCUCCACCAAGAGUCCACGCCUUCUGGGACGAGAUCCUGCGCGACGACCGGCCCGCGCACUGGAUGCCGUGUUUCUUCACCGUCGAUCGAGCCGUUUUCUCCUCUCCGAGACCGUGUCCGAAGAGGAUUCUGGUCGAGUACAAGUAUUUUCUGGGGUUGACAAGGCCUGACGAGCACGCGAAACCUGUUAGGAGACAUUUCAGGCUGUUGUGGUGUGAAGAGGCAGAACCACUCCUACAACAAACCCGGAUCACGCCUACUUCUACUACGACCGCGUCUGACGAAAGCUGGAACACGUUCAAGACGUGGAUGUGGACAUGCAUCUCCAAACACAGUCAAUGUUCACCCCACUCCCUGAACCUGCGUCGACGACAGCUCCCCAAGCGGCUCCUCGAAGUCGGCGAGACAGACACGGUCCGGCUGCGCACGGUCGACAGCAUCGGCGACGCCCACGCUAUCGAGUACCUCGCUCUCAGCCAUUGCUGGGGCGCCGCCCCUCCACGGGUCAUCCUGACGUCCCGAUCUGCGGCCAUGCUAUUUGAGGGUGUCGAAGUCAGCACGCUGUGUCGCACGUUCCGCGACGCCGUCGCCGUGACGAGGCGGUUCUGGGACGAGUUCGCCGUGCGGUACCUGUGGAUCGAUUCGUUGUGCAUCGUCCAGGACUCCGCCGAGGACUGGAGACACGAGUCGGCCAACAUGGGCGACAUCUACCAGAACGCAUUCUGCACGCUAGCCGCCACGGCAGCAGCAAAUGGGGACCGCGGGUUCUUUUCCAACCGCGACACUCGUCUGAUCCACCCCUGCGCCGUGCCUGUGGUGUCCAACACCGGGGAGAAAAGGUCCAUGUACUGCGUCGACCACGAGGACUGGAAUACGAACGUCUCCCGGUCACCCUGGAAUGGCCGUUCGUGGGUUCUCCAGGAGCGACUCCUGUCGCCGCGCGUGCUGCAUUUCGGGGCUAGCCAGCUGUACUGGGAGUGUUCGGGGCUCGAGGCUUCAGAGGCAUUCCCCGUGGGAUUCCCAGACGGGAUGGGCGAGCAGUUUAAACAGCUGUUGCCGUUCUCGGGACUGCCGACCAACAUGGAGCAGAAGCAGCAAGGAAUAAGUCCCAGCGGUAGCGGCAGCGACAGUGGCCGUAGUGGCCGUCAUCAUCGUCAACGUCGUCGCCGCGACGGCCCCUACGGCAUCUGGGACCAGGUCAUGGAGACAUACUCGGCCGGCCAACUGAGCAGACGCACCGACAGGCUCGUCGCGCUGUCGGGGAUUGCGCGUAAACUGCAGCGUCGCCUGAUGCGGAACGAUACGUACCUCGCCGGUCUGUGGAAACAGGAUCUCCCCUUUCAAUUACUCUGGGAUGUGCGGGAGGAGGAGGACCAUCACCAUCACCAUCACCAUCACGGCCAUGAACAUAAGGACGCGCAGAUAUCACUGACCGCCGCGUCCAACAUCAGUACCGGUACCACCAAUGAAUACAUCGCGCCCAGCUGGUCAUGGGCCUCCCGCCUCGCGACCGUGCCGUGCGACGCUGACCCGUGGUCCUCGCCGUCCACCACCACGCUGAUCGACGUGACGGGCGCGACAGUGAUCCCUCUCAUCACCACUCACAACACCCACAACAAUAAUGGUGGCGGCGGCGGCGGCGGCGGCGGUGGUGGUAGUGGCGACCACAUGUCCCAACUCCGCGCCGGCCACAUCCGACUUUUAGGCACACUUGUGCGUUGUUCCCUCUCACGCGCCCACCAACCCGGGUCGGCGAUGCCAGGUCUCGCCCUGAGAAUCAACCACCGCACCGUCUCCGCCGCGAUCUGUCGCCCCGACGACACCUUCAGCCUCAGUCCCACAACCUCCCUACCACCCGUGAUCUAUUGUCUGCCCAUCCUGCGCGGCUCGCGCAACGGCGUCCCGCGCUAUAGAGGGCUCUUGCUCGUCCCCCGCUCGGGCGCGGGCGCGGGCGAGAUGCAGUUCCGCCGCUGGGGGACGUUCACAGCCGAUGCGCCGGGGGAUGAGUUCUCGGGUGGGGAGGCGCACGCGAAUGCGAUGGCGCAGUGUGAGGGGGUUGGCGCGCCUUCUCCAGAGAUGGGGACGGGGAGGAAGAAGUACGAGAUUACGAUUCUAUGA
Molecule: messenger RNA, 2397 nt
Organism: Fonsecaea pedrosoi CBS 271.37
Lineage: Eukaryota; Fungi; Ascomycota; Eurotiomycetes; Chaetothyriales; Herpotrichiellaceae
Exons: 2
Coding region: 1-2397 (798 amino acids)
Source: RefSeq, a predicted model, not a curated record